AUGACGAAUACCCCGAUGAGGUUGAUGAGCCUUCAGCUGCGUGAACUGAUCCUUCAGCUUCCUAAAGAACACACGAACCACAUAUUGGUGACUAUGGCGAGCAAGAUGCCAUCACACGAACAACAUAUUGGUGACUAUGGCGAGCAAGAUGCCGUUCUCCUGAAGAAGAGAUCACCAGUGCAUCCGAGGACGGUGCACGGUCAGGAGAGGCCGUAUAAGCAUUGUGUGCCUUGCUGGUUGAAACUGACUGCCAAUGAAGUGCGGUCAUGGUGUGUUCCUGAGGCCAGCAACCUUGAGAAGCGGGCCUUGGCAGACGUGCAUCCUGUGCGCGUGGCGGGCGCUGUCCCGGAAGAUGUGUUCUUUGAACACAUCAGACGCAGUCCUGGUUCACGUUACUAA
Molecule: messenger RNA, 399 nt
Organism: Pieris macdunnoughi
Lineage: Eukaryota; Metazoa; Arthropoda; Insecta; Lepidoptera; Pieridae
Source: the annotation of a GenBank genome assembly